Messenger RNA from Paramuricea clavata, 957 nucleotides. Lineage: Eukaryota; Metazoa; Cnidaria; Anthozoa; Malacalcyonacea; Plexauridae. The record is from the annotation of a GenBank genome assembly.
AUGAAUUUAAUUAACCGUUUCUUUUUUAAAUUUAAUCUACCUGAAGAUACACGUCUCGUCUUGUGUGACAUACUACAUGACAUACACAGUGAUCCUACCUCGUCCUUGCUGUCCAUACUGAAGAAAUUUAAUGGAACACGCAAUCACUUGACCAAGCCUGAAGGGAAAGAAGAAGCACGUGACUACAUUAGAAAAGCGUUCAAGAAAUAUGGCUUACAGGUCUGGACGGAGCGGGCAAAGAUUGGAGACGUAAGUAUGGCUGAUUCUUAGAAUUCUUAGUCUUUGUAUGAACCAAUGGAUCCGGAUGAACUUGAGAACAUAAUUUAAAAUGUUUGCAUUUCUUCUCACCAUAGAGGUUAUAUGCUGAGAAUAUAGUGGGUAUGAUUUCCUCAAACAGAACAGGAACCGCUGGUGAUCAGAUAGUGAUAGUGGGCGCACAUUAUGAUACAACCAUGAAUACUACGGGAGUUGAUGAUAAUGGUUCUGGUGUCACUGCAUUACUUCAAGCUGCGAAAAAUAUUGGUGAGCAAUAACAUGUGUAUAAUGCAGUAUUCAUAUGCCGAUAUGGCUGCCAUUUUAAUUUAUAUACUCGUCUACAUGAAAAAUAGGGACCUAUAUAUAGGACGAUAAUGCGACGAUGAUGGCCAACACAGGCUCCUUCAAAUAUGUAAUUUUAAAAUUUUAGUAUAAAAUUUGUAAAAUUUUGUUGUUUGUAUUUUUGUCGUUCUCGCAGGAAAAGCAAGAUGUGAAGUAAGGAACACUAUAUUAUUUGUUGCAUUUGAUUUUGAAGAAAACACUGCUGGGUGCAACGUAGCGCGUGGGUUAUGUGGUAGCAAUCGUUAUGUGAAAAACAUCACCAGCUACCUUGCCAAAACAGGGGGCACAAUAAGUGGUGCGAUUAUAUUAGAAACAAUGCUCAAUCAUAAUACUUCAGCAGGUAUGUGCUCUAAGUUGUGA